This is a messenger RNA of Argiope bruennichi, 1715 nucleotides long. Its product is annotated as zinc finger protein 346-like. The record is from RefSeq and is a predicted model, not a curated record. Gene Ontology annotation, molecular function: zinc ion binding; DNA-binding transcription factor activity, RNA polymerase II-specific; sequence-specific DNA binding. Gene Ontology annotation, biological process: regulation of transcription by RNA polymerase II. NCBI's taxonomy places the organism in Eukaryota, Metazoa, Arthropoda, Arachnida, Araneae, Araneidae. Gene Ontology annotation, cellular component: nucleus. Bases 159 to 1424 code for a protein of 421 amino acids. The transcript has 2 exons.
UGAACCAGAACUGACAUUCAAACUUCAGUUCGGAAAGAUUGAGUGGUAUAAAGAGACGCUUCAAGCUGGUAACUUUUAUGUGUGAUGUGAAUACAGUGAAAGUGCACCAGGGAAUUUUAACUGUGUUUUGAGACACCCUGACUUAAAUAGGAUCCAUAAUGAGUACUAAGGACUCUGCCAUGGAAACAGACAGUUUGUUAAACAAAGCUGACACUCCAGCUGCUCGUAAAUACCAAGAGCUAUUCAACGACUCAGACGAUGACGAUUCCUUUCCUGAAAUCGAGUGUGACCUGUGCUCAAAAUCCUUCUCCAACAUCAAGGCGUAUGAGCAGCACGUGAAUAGCAAGAAACACCAUCAAAUGCUUUCAAAAAAGAAAUUGAUGAAAAAAAUUGAACCUACUGAAGACGAGGAGGAUGAGAACGUCGAUCCGGAAUCUACGGAUGAACUGCAAUGUGAUGUCUGCGAGAAAACUUUCAGUGGUUACAAGCCGUUUGUUGCUCAUAUGAGAGGUGGUAUCCAUGCUAAGAAUAUGAAAAAGCAAAAAUUAAAAGAAUUUUUGAAAGAUAAGCCAGAAGUUCUUGCAAAAAAUGAUGGAGAAGCAGAAUCUGAUGAUGAUGAUUUGCUUCAAAAGCCAUUUGCUCGCUGCUCAGUUUGCGAAAAAGUUUUCUACGAUCCAGCUUCUUACCAGAAACACAUGGUUGGAUCGACACACAAAAAGAAAAUGACACAGCAAAAAACUCUUGACAAACUAAAAAAUGAAUUACGAGACGAUCCUCAAAUUGAAGAUGAAGAAUUCUUCACCAAAUGCGACAUUUGCAACAAACAAUUUAGUGGGCCAGUGCCUUACAAAAUCCACUUGAUGAGUGCUGUGCAUGAAAACCAAAUGAAACGAGUCCGAGCAAUGGAGAAGUUGAAAGAUUUCUUUCUGGAAGAUUCUACAACCGGGAAGAUGAUCUGCAAAGAAUGCAAAAAAAUGUUCACGGAUCCUUUUGCUUUCAAGCAACAUUUGGAUAACAACAGUCACGAAAAGCAGAAAGUCAAGGACAAAGUUUUAGAAUUUGUGGCGGCUAAUCCUGAAAUCGUAGCAGUGAAAUCGGUUGAGAAUAUUACAUCUGAAGAAGAUAGCGAAGAAAAAGCUGGUUACGAAAAAGGAUACUACUUUCUGGUUUGUAAAUUGUGCCAUAUGAGCUUUACAGGUCUCCAAAGUGCCACGGAUCAUGUGCAGAGUAAGAAGCAUGUUAAUGCUAGGGAUGAGAAGAAGAAGAUAAAACUGCUAAAAAAAAGAAUGACGGAGAAAAAGAAUGCCCAACAAUCCGUGAACGACUCCGCUAAAAGUGCUAUUGAGGCACCAAAAAGUGUGACAGCAAUAUCUGAAAUGGAUACUCUUGAUACAGAUGGUAAUGAGGAAUUUGAACUUGUGUAAAUUUAGAGACAUGCUUCUUUUGCUCAUAUUUUAAUACAUGUACCUUUUUAGACUUUUAUUAAUAUAUGAAUUAUUAGAGAUUAUUUAGAUGUGCUUUUAAAAUGUUUCUGUCAUAUAUGCAUUUGUUUCCGUUAUUUUUUUUUUUUUUUUUCAAUUUUGUCUAGUCUAUAUUUAGAGUACUUACUGAAAAUCGACCAAAAUGUCUUCAAAUAUUUUAAUAUUAAGUUAAAUGAAAUGUGUUCUUAUGUCUUACUUAUAUACUUAUGAUAUACUUUUUCAAAUCAUGUAUUA